Messenger RNA from Stereum hirsutum FP-91666 SS1, 1548 nucleotides. RefSeq lists its product as uncharacterized. Bases 1 to 1548 code for a protein of 515 amino acids. NCBI's taxonomy places the organism in Eukaryota, Fungi, Basidiomycota, Agaricomycetes, Russulales, Stereaceae. The record is from RefSeq and is a predicted model, not a curated record. The transcript is spliced from 3 exons.
AUGGCCCACUGGCAAGACUUGACAGCCCAUGCUCAGCCUACGCCUGAGUUUGGGAAUUACGCUCGGAUGGCCCUUCUUGAGACGGGCAACGACACACUAACACCGGCAGAGGUCCAACAGCUUCGAGCACUUGUUGCUAGCGAUGAAACAGAGCUCGCUCAUAUUCACCGAGCAAUGCUGCAGCUUACAGCCCGCGAAGAAGUCGUGCGUGCAGGGAUGAAGAAGAAGCUCAGUAUACUCUGUUUCAUCAGGCGUCUUCCACCCGAAAUCAUCGCCGAGAUAUUCACCGUCUGGCGUGAGUCUGGGGGACGUUUCGGUAGCCGAACAAACACUACCUUGUGGCCCACAUCUCAUCUCACUGGCGCAAGAUCGCUUUCAACACUCCCCGCCUCCUUCCUCCUACGAUCUGGACCCCAUCCUAUCGAUUUGGAGCCCACAGUGGGCGACACAGUCCUCCGCUCGAAAUCGUUCGAAGGGGCAGAACAUUUUCUUAAAGCUCUCAUCCCAAGUAUGAGUCGACUCCAAAAGCUUUCGCUGAGAGGGCUUCCCGGUAUCGCUUGGGAAGCGCUGGACAGUGGUACUCCACAGGCGUCGUAUUCGAUGCCCAUUCUCGAAGAAUUAUAUGUUCGCGGAGACAUUCCGCCACCACAAGGAUCUGCUACCGGAAUCUCCGUCUUCCUCGACGCUCCUCGCCUUCGAUGCGUGUCCCUCAGUACUGUUGGUGAUGAGGGCGCCGAUCGCUUGCUUAUGCCGUGGUCAAGGCUUGAAACUCUCGACAUUUCCUGGUCCACUGCCGCAGAUGUACGUCCGGUCCUCCUCCAGAGUCUCUCCCUGGAGCGUUGCCACUUAUCGAGCGUGGAUACCUGGGACGAAGACGAGCAUGUACCUGCCAUUCCCUUGCAUACCUUCCCUUAUCUUCACGAAUUCGACAUCUGCUUCGAAUAUGAUGCCGGCGACGAUGCAACAGGCGGCGGGAUGCAGUUCUUCCAGCCCCUCAGCAUGCCUGCUCUUGCCCACCUACGACUUGGCGCGAUUGCGGCCCACAGCGCACGUAAAGUUCCCCUCCUCGUCCUAUACGUAUUCACGCGUUCAAAAAUCCUUACGUCUCUUUCCAUCUAUGGGAUCGUUUUCGAUGUGGGAGAGAUGCUCCAGGUCCUCCGUCUUCUACCCAUCCUGGAGGAGUUGCGCUGCGAAAGAGGUUACAUCGCCAAUGACGAACUCUUCGAAGCUCUCCAGUACAGCGGCCCCCCCAAUGCUGGCACUACGUUAGUGCCGCGCCUCCAAGAUUUAUUCAUUUUCGAAGACAACCAGGAGCUGGGAAAUACAACUACUCAGAUAAUCGAGGACAUGGUAUUGUCUCGGUGGUGGUCAGAUGCUCAUGCAGAGACAGCACAGCAAUAUGUGGCACGAUGGAGGAGUAUUCACUUGUGUUGGGAAGGUCUUGGAGAGUGGAAGUUCCACGAAGAUGAGGCAUUUCGGGAGACGCUGCAGCAAUGCCGACAAGAAGGGUUGCAAAUAAAGGUUUAUUCUGGAGAAUUUGCGUUCUAG